ACGAAAAAGAAUAUGUCUUCAAAAAUUGCAACUAGAAUUGCAUUAAAUGGAUUCCAUCCGUCCAUGGAUAUAGUUUACUCUACGUGGCGGAAGCCAAAACCAUUGAAGACCAAUAUCAAGGGCCGAAAUAAAGCUAAUAUACAGGCUAUGGCAUUAAAUGGUCCGUCCAUGGAUAUAGCUUACUCUACGUGGCGGAAGCCAAUACCAUUGAAGACCAAUAUCAAGGGCCGAAAUAAAGCUAAUAUACAGGCUAUGGCAUUAAAUGGUCCGCCCAUGGAUAUAGCUUACUCUACGUGGCGGAAGCCAAAACCAUUGAAGACCAAUAUCAAGGACCGAAAUAAAGCUAAUAUACAGGCUAUGGCAUUAAAUGGUCCGCCCAUGGAUAUAGCUUACUCUACGUGGCGGAAGCCAAAACCAUUGAAGACCAAUAUCAAGGACCGAAAUAAAGCUAAUAUACAGGCUAUGGCAUUAAAUGGUCCGUCCAUGGAUAUAGUUUACUCUACGUGGCGGAAGCCAAAACCAUUGAAGACCAAUAUCAAGGACCGAAAUAAAGCUAAUAUACAGGCUAUGGCAUUAAAUGGUCCGUCCAUGGAUAUAGCUUACUCUACGUGGCGGAAGCCAAAACCAUUGAAGACCAAUAUCAAGGACCGAAAUAAAGCUAACAUACAGGCUAUGGCAUUAAAUGGUCCGUCCAUGGAUAUAGCUUACUCUACGUGGCGGAAGCCAAAACCAUGGAAGACCAAUAUCAAGGGCCGAAAUAAAGCUAAUAUACAGGCUAUGGCAUUAAAUGGUCCGUCCAUGGAUAUAGCUUACUCUACGUGGCGGAAGCCAAUACCAUGGAGGACUAUCCAGUACGGAAAUAAAGCUAAUAUACAGGCUAUGGCAUUUAUUCAGCGUAUAUCAAAAACCAAACCCUUUGGCUGGGUUACUUCAAUGAAAGAUUGGAAGGAUCGUAGCACUGUGCUGGAGGAAUUAUUGGCACUUAUGCAUCACUUCAAGGGGAAUCCUGAUUUAUCCGAUGACGAUUGGUUGCAAUUCCCGGAUCUUCCCGAAACCAUUAUUAUUUUAAGAAGUUCUCGAAAUUCAAUAUUUCCAUAUAUUAAUGAUCCCAACUACUUUAUGACGAGAAGAAGGAAACGCCAGACAGAUAAAGAGGCCAAAAAAAAAACAAAUGAAAACCAAACUUCUAAACUAUUAGAGCCUACUGAAAAGAAGUUCUUAGAGCUAGAAGGUAAUUCAAAUCAAUUGAUUCUAGAGCCUUAUCAAAUUCAAGAAAUGGGUUUACUUUUCAUACAACUUAAUGAUUUGGGUUUGCUUAAGAGGAUAACAUGAUUUACAGGGCAAUCCAACAUCCUCCAAGACGAGAAAACUAAACUGAAAUUGAAAAAACUUUACUUGAUUUUCACUAAAAAGAGGAUAUCAUGUUCUUCGAUUCAAGUUUUUCACUAAUUUCAAUACAAAUUAAUAGAGAAUUAGCUUUAAAGAAACAUAAAAAAGA
Messenger RNA from Drosophila willistoni, 1498 nucleotides. RefSeq lists its product as uncharacterized. The coding region runs from base 13 to 1332 and encodes 439 amino acids. The transcript has a single exon. NCBI's taxonomy places the organism in Eukaryota, Metazoa, Arthropoda, Insecta, Diptera, Drosophilidae. The record is from RefSeq and is a predicted model, not a curated record.